Sinocyclocheilus grahami is the source of this 1179-nucleotide messenger RNA. RefSeq names its product peptidyl-prolyl cis-trans isomerase FKBP7-like. The coding region runs from base 54 to 722 and encodes 222 amino acids. NCBI's taxonomy places the organism in Eukaryota, Metazoa, Chordata, Actinopteri, Cypriniformes, Cyprinidae. The transcript is spliced from 4 exons. Gene Ontology annotation, molecular function: calcium ion binding; peptidyl-prolyl cis-trans isomerase activity. The record is from RefSeq and is a predicted model, not a curated record.
GGCGGCGCUGCCGAGUCAGCUCAGCUGUCCGGCCCCCGACGCCACGCCGACAGAUGUGCAAGAUGUCCCCGCGGUUUACAUUUUACUUCUGCUUGAUUUGGUCUCUGCAAACCCUCAAUCCCUUCAUCGUAUUGAUUCGGGCAAAUGAAUCAAAUCAAGAUGUUAAAAUCGAGGUUACGUUUCUGCCAGAAAACUGCAGCCAGAAAGCCAAGAGAGGAGACAUGCUGAAUGCUCAUUAUGAUGGAUAUCUAGUUAAAGAUGGAUCUCAGUUCUACUGCAGUCGAUCGACAAACACGGGACACCCACACUGGUUUGUGUUAGGCGUUGGAGAAGUUAUUAAGGGCCUCGAUUUAGGGCUGAACGGCAUGUGUCCCGGGGAGAAGAGAAAAGUUACAAUUCCUCCGUCUCUGGCAUACGGCGAGAAAGGAAAAGGUCCUGUACCGCCAAAUGCAACAGUGGUCUUUGAGGUGGAGCUUUUGUACAUAUCCAGAGGACCACGCAGCAUAGAAGCCUUCAAUGAAAUUGACAUUGACAACGACAAGGCCCUGACAAAAGAAGAGAUUAAAGAAUACUUGAGGAUGGAAGCAAAGAAGUUAAAUACACAGAAAGAUGAAUCCUAUUUUGAUGAUGUUGUGGCAGAUGUGUUCCAUAAGAAUGAUCACAAUGCUGAUGGGACCUUAUCACUAAAGGAGUACAAUGUUUAUGACCAUGAUGAACUAUAAACACUACUAGAUUAUCUACAAGAUAUUCUUCAAACUGUAGAGUUGAUGAACACCACUAAAUUUUGAAUAAAGUUGAAACUUUAAACUUGUACUGGUUGCAUAAUGCAAAAACCUAAACAGGGCAUAAAAAGGUACUUUUUAAAAACUGUUCAGGCCUUUUCUCAAAAUGCUUGCAUCUGCUCAAAUUUAUCAUCUUAUAAUGUUCUUCUAAGAAAAAAAUGUUCUUUUAAGAACUGUUUACAGAUAGGUUCUUUGGGGAACUAAAAAUGGUUCUUCUAUGGCAUUGCUGCGAAAAUCCUCUUUAUUUUUAGUGUAAACAGCCUUGUUUUUUGAACACAGCUCACAAUGUUAAACUAUUCACAGAUUUACAAUUACCAAUAGACCAAUAUAACCCAUAUCAGUCAACCACUAUUUACAACCAAACAAUUCAGACAUAUGAACUCAAGGAUUGCAUUUA